GAAGUACCGGCGCGCGGGGGACGCUGGGAUGCGACUCCGCCCGUGCUCGGUCCGUCGAUCCUGGUUCCGUCAGGCACCGUGAGGGGUCAACGUGAGGUCGGUGGGGUUAGUAACGCGGUGGCGGCGGCUCCUCCUCCAAAAUUUGAGCAGGGUGCCAAACAGGAUGUACACGCUGCUUUCCGGGCUGUACAAGUACAUGUUCCAGAAGGAUGAAUAUUGCAUCCUGAUCCUGGGCCUGGACAAUGCUGGGAAGACGACCUUCCUGGAACAGUCAAAAACACGAUUUAACAAGAACUACAAGGGAAUGAGUCUAUCCAAAAUCACCACUACCGUGGGUCUAAACAUUGGCACUGUGGACGUGGGAAAGGCUCGUCUCAUGUUUUGGGACUUAGGUGGGCAGGAAGAGCUGCAGUCGUUGUGGGACAAGUACUAUGCAGAGUGCCAUGGUGUCAUCUAUGUCAUUGAUUCCACUGAUGAGGAGAGGCUGUCAGAAUCAAAAGAGGCAUUUGAGCCUGCAGUCAUGAACAGGACACAGGGUGCAAGGCACCACCUCUCCUGCUUUCCUCAGAGAAGGUGGUUUCGAGUGAAGCACUGGACGGUGUUCCCAUCCUGGUGUUGGCCAACAAGCAGGAUGUGGAGACUUGCCUCUCCAUUCCUGACAUCAAGACUGCAUUCAGUGACUGUACCUGCAAGAUUGGCCGGCGAGAUUGUUUGACCCAGGCCUGCUCUGCCCUUACAGGCAAGGGAGUUCGAGAGGGCAUCGAAUGGAUGGUGAAGUGUGUCGUAAGGAAUGUUCACCGGCCACCACGGCAGAGGGACAUCACAUAAGCACCUUCAUCCUCACAGUCUUGGACUGUUCAUCCCCUAGUGUUGGAAGAGUAUUCUCUGCUGGCUUCUGUCCUCCUGAUGCUGGGGGUUGAGCUGGGUUUGUCUGUUCAUUUUUAUUUGCUUUAUGUUUUCUCUAAGACAAACUUUUCUCUGUGUCUGGAAAAGUGUAGGUAUUCAGAGACAAACAUGGGGUACACUGACAGUCCAGAGCUUCAUGCCCUACACUUCCAUCCCCUGACCCAGAUCUAGAGCCCUCCUUACAGGUCAAGGUCUGGAACCCUCCUAAUCUUGUGAGGACGGGGAGGUGUGAGGCCACGCCUAGGCCUGUUAGCCCGUUCCAGAGUGGAAUUUGAGGUCAUCCUACUUGAAAUGGGGGGAGGGGAUGUCUGUGGCAGCUGCUUUGUCUAGCUUGCCCAUGGAGAAGGAGCGAAUGGCCAAGGCCAGUCUCACUUGGAGAAAGAGCCCAUGUCCAAGAGGCCAGCAUGGUCCCUAGUUGUUUUGUGUGGAGUUGGAUGUGUGGGGAGAGGAUUUCUCUAUAGACCCAGUUAGCCUGGAACUCUGCUUCCUUCCCUGUAACUGUGGGAACCUAGCUUUCUACUAGGUUCUGAUAUACUCUCAGAACAGGGUUCAGUAGACCUGCCUGGGAAGCCUAACUUCCCUUAAAACUCAUUCUCAAUCUGUUUUUUAUCUCCCAAGGAGAGAGCUGACCUUGCUGGUAUGUAUUUCAGUACACCCAUACACAGGUUGUGUGGUAUCUCGAGGGCACAGAUUUCACUAGGCCAAGUGCUGUUCUUGCUAGUGCAGAUAGGCAUCACGUUUUGAAUAAGGUAGGCUGGGUCCCUACAGCGCCAGGUCAAUGAAGUACUGGGUUUGCAUCUCCAGAUAUAUGUGAAGUAUAUGUUCCAUGUAAGGUUCAGGUUCCUGAGGAGGCAGCAGCUAUGCUGGGGCUAGCCAUGCCUACUAGACCUACUGGGUUAAAAUUUUCAUCAUAUGAUCAGGACAGGGUUUAAAAUUAAGGCUCCCUAAGUGGCUCCUGUCCAACCAUCUUUUCACGCAGUAAGAUGGUGGUUCCUUACUGCCUGGGCUGGUAGUUAUAGCCAGAAGCUGCUAUUCUGGAGUACCUUCUGAGUGGGAUCCCCUCAGAGAGGUUUGGAGCUGUGGCUAAGCCAAAGGUUCAAGAAAAACCUAGUGGCUCUUUGUUUCCUCAGGGGCCUGGAAGGGGUGACAGAGAAGUUAUGAAUCAGGAGGGGAUAGAUGCUCUGAUUCAAGGAAACAUCCCAUCCAUAGGUAUCUUAGAAGCUGGGUUGAAUCAUUCCUGAAGGACCCUCCUGGGAAGAGUAGUUUGCUUGUAAAAUGGCCAAGCUAAGGGGAAAUCCUCUAGCAGAGGGUACCAGACAUCACCAGUGUCUUUCUGGCCAUCUUUACUCAAUUUCAUCAACACUGGAAAAUAGGGGCUCCAUGGAGUGACCCUUGGACACGUUGUAGUGGGCGGGAACAGAAGAUGUGCCUUAUGGAUGGUGAUCAUCCUGGUGGUGUGGAACUGGCUGGUCUGGAAGCAUAGUGGGAUGAAGCUCCCACAACUUGAGAGCAAUUGUUUUUCUGAUUUAAAUGAUUAGCUUUAUAAAAAGUAGAUAAGAAGUCUAAGGUUGGGGUGUCAUUGGUUGCAAGUGUAGAAUAAAGUCCUGUGUGCAGUAACGAGA
This is a messenger RNA of Rattus rattus (black rat), 2528 nucleotides long. It is a transcript of the gene Arfrp1, whose product is annotated as ADP ribosylation factor related protein 1. Gene Ontology annotation, cellular component: Golgi apparatus. The coding region runs from base 164 to 715 and encodes 183 amino acids. The transcript has 8 exons. NCBI's taxonomy places the organism in Eukaryota, Metazoa, Chordata, Mammalia, Rodentia, Muridae. Gene Ontology annotation, biological process: Golgi to plasma membrane protein transport; intracellular protein transport; protein localization to organelle. The record is from RefSeq and is a predicted model, not a curated record. Gene Ontology annotation, molecular function: GTPase activity; GTP binding.